CAUCCGAGGACCCAAGACGGUGAGCGAGCGUGAGCGGAAGGUUGUGGGGGGGUCGAUGCUUAUGGAGGGCGGGCCGGCGACUGCCGCAAUACCUCUACGAUCCACCGCAACGGUUGCUCCUCCUCGGUAUUCGCUGCCGCCAUGUCGGUUCUACGGCGAGGACGUGCUCUUCUGCGUGGACGUGGACGUGGAGUCCAAGGCCGAGAUGGCGAAGGGCCGCGCCAUCACCCGCCUCGACGCCAUCAAGCAGGCCCUUCUCCUCUUCGUCCAUACCAAGCUCUCCAUGAACCCUGACCACCGCUUCGCUUUCUCCAUCCUCGCCCAGUCCGUCUCCUGGCUCCGAAAGGAAUUUAGCAGUGAGGUUGAUUCUGCUCUGUCAGCAGUUCGAGCAAUAACUGCGGCUGACUCAUCAUAUGGCCUUGCUGAUAUCACACAACUUUUUCGCAUAGCAGCCCAUGAAGCUAAAAAAUCUCGUGCCCAGGGUCGUCUCUUCAGAGUGAUACUCAUUUACUGCAGAUCAUCGGCUUGUCCCCAGCAUCAAUGGCCUGUUAGCCAGAAGCUUUUCACCAUGGAUGUUCUUUAUCUCCAUGACAAGCCUAGCUCCGAGAACUGUCCACAGAAGGUAUAUGAUGCCUUAGUCGAUGCCCUUGAACACGUAAGUGAAUAUGAAGGCUACAUCUUCGAGAGUGGGCAGGGCCUCACUCGCGUCCUCUUCCGGCAGAUGUGUAUGCUCCUUUCGCACCCCCAGCAAAGGUGCGUGCAAGAUGAUCUCGACUUUCCCAAGUCCCUUGUGAGGAAGUCGCCACCUCAAACCGAUGCUGCAGUAAGUGAAGAUAGCAUGCCCGUCUCCAGCCAGUAGAACAAUCGUUUAGGCUAAUGGUUUGUUAGAUGCAACUGUAGGGUGGAGUGCAAUUGGAAACAUGUAAAACAUAACUUCCUGGAUUCUUAAACAAAUCUUUGGGAUGUGCAAUCUCUCUCUCUCUCUCUCUCAUGGUAAUUGAAUUUACUAAAUAUUCAUGCUCA
Musa acuminata AAA Group (dessert banana) is the source of this 1023-nucleotide messenger RNA. RefSeq lists its product as uncharacterized. The coding region runs from base 56 to 859 and encodes 267 amino acids. NCBI's taxonomy places the organism in Eukaryota, Viridiplantae, Streptophyta, Magnoliopsida, Zingiberales, Musaceae. Gene Ontology annotation, biological process: positive regulation of DNA repair. Gene Ontology annotation, cellular component: BRCA1-A complex; BRISC complex. The transcript has 3 exons. The record is from RefSeq and is a predicted model, not a curated record.